Molecule: messenger RNA, 1268 nt
Organism: Asparagus officinalis (garden asparagus)
Lineage: Eukaryota; Viridiplantae; Streptophyta; Magnoliopsida; Asparagales; Asparagaceae
Product: ER membrane protein complex subunit 2-A-like
Exons: 9
Coding region: 169-1074 (301 amino acids)
Biological process (GO): protein folding in endoplasmic reticulum
Cellular component (GO): EMC complex
Molecular function (GO): protein binding
Source: RefSeq, a predicted model, not a curated record
CCGAAGCGCAAACAAAUUCGCCAGAUUCUCUCACAUCGCGAAAAUAACACGCAAAAAGCUGAACUCGUCCGCUCACAAGAAAAAGGGGAAAGAAGCCGGCGCUUUGUUUCCGAUCUCAAAUCUCUUCUUCUUCUUACCUCCAGUGGUUCUAGUCGUAAUUUGCGAUCCAUGGUGGGGGCAUCGGAGGAAUCAAGACUGAACUGCCUCGAGAUCCAGGUGGACAAUGGCGGCGGCGGCGCUUGGGAGUACCUCUGCCUCGUCCGCAAGCUCAAAGCUCGGAGAUCUGAUAAGGUCCUCAAGCACGGGCUCUCCAUCUUGAACGAUCACCGAGCUCGAUCUAAGCUCGGCGGUGAAGAGUGGACUCUUUAUGAGCAAGUAGCUAUUGCUGCCAUGGAUUGUCAGAGGGUUGAUAUUGCAAAGGAUUGCAUAGCAGAACUCAGAAAGCAAUUUCCUGGUAGCAUGAGAGUUGGCAGAUUGGAGGGAAUGCUGCUUGAAGUAAAGGGAGCAUGGCCUGAGGCAGAGAAGGCUUAUCAACGUCUCCUAGAGGACAAUCCACUCGAUCAGGUUAUACACAAGAGGAAGGUUGCCAUGGCAAAGGCACAGGGAAACGCUUCUGUUGUUGUUGAAUAUCUUAGAAAAUACCUGGAAAUAUUUAUGGCUGAUCACGAUGCCUGGAGAGAACUAGCUGAAAUUUAUGUUUCCCUUCAAAUGUAUAAGCAAGCAGCAUUCUGUUAUGAAGAGCUAAUAUUAUGUCAGCCAUUGGUUCCUCCGUAUCACUUAGCCUAUGCAGAGGUGUUAUAUACAAUGGGUGGUUUGGAGAACCUCCAAACAGCCAAGAUGUACUAUGCCUCUACCAUCAACUUGACCGGCGGCAAGAACACUAGAGCUCUCUAUGGAGUAUGCUUGUGUAUUGCUGCCAUCAAUCAGCUUUCUAAGGGGCGAAACAAGGAAGAGGAGAGCUCAGAGUUGCAAACCCUAGCUGCUGAAUCUUUGGUCAAGGAUUACAAGCUGCGGGCACCAGUGAAACUUCCUCUUCUUACAGCGGCAUUGAGGAAUGUGAAGCUCGUUUCCUGAAUACUACCUUUUGUGAUAUUUUUUUUUCCAAGAUGCAUUGUUUUCUUUGUAGAAUUUGAAGGAACUUGCCAUAGAUACUCAAUAUCACUUUGGCCGUCAGGGUUUUCAGGGUUUUUUAUUUUUAGCGUGUGCUUUGUAUUAAUUACCGCUAUUGAGUUAUAUAUGAUGAACGCAUGAUUGACGAUACAUCUUUA